GAUGUAAUGUAAAUAGCUAUUCUUAGUAUGAUAAAUAUUCUCUCUCAUUUUGAAGAGAGAAAGAGAAGGAGAGCAGCAACUGAAAGAGGCGUUAUUAAUGCAAAACCAAAGGCAAAGAGGAUGCAAUCAGAAUGAUCCAUCAUCACCUACCCAUGACCCCAUUACUUGCACACACACACACCCUGUUCAAAAAAUCUUCUAAGUUUCAAGUUCCAACUUCUUCAGUCACUGAAAAAUCAGCAUCAAUGAAGAAAGCCGACAAUUCAACAAUAUAAUUCCAAUCAUCCCAUGUGGGUUUCUCCCAUUUCCCCCUCCUCUAUAUCUCUUUCUUCUUCUUCUUCAAAUUCUCUCCCAUUUCCCCCUUUCUUUUCCACUCUCACUUUCCCCAUUUUUCUCCAUCAUGUGGGAAUCUGAGAAUGAUUCUAUUGCUGUUGCUCGAGAUUACGCCAAUGGCGUUCCCCCUUCCGCUAAACACGCACUCAAAACUGACGGUUUCGAACUCAGAGGAAACUCAUGGUAUGUUGCUACUGAUAUCCCGAGUGACCUUUUAGUACAAGUUGAGGGUGUCAAUUUCCACUUACAUAAGUAUCCUCUUCUUUCUAGAAGUGGGAAGAUGAACAGAUGCAUAUAUGAAUCCAGAGACCCAGAUUUGAAUAAGAUUAUUUUGGAUGAUCUUCCUGGUGGGGCUGAGGCUUUUGAACUUGCAGCCAAAUUUUGUUACGGAAUAGCUGUUGAUUUGACUGCAGCCAAUAUUUCUGGCCUUAGAUGUGCUGCUGAGUUUCUUGAAAUGACAGAAGAUUUGGAGGAAGGUAAUUUGAUUUUCAAAACUGAAGCAUUUCUUAGCUAUGUGGUACUUUCUUCAUGGAGGGACUCCAUAGUUGUGUUGAAAAGCUGUGAGAAGCUCUCGCCGUGGGCUGAGAACCUACAAAUCGUUCGGCGAUGCAGCGAGUCUAUUGCUUGGAAAGCUUGUGCUAAUCCUAAAGGAAUUAGAUGGGCAUACACUGGCAAACCCCCAAAAGUUUCUAGUCCCAAAUGGAAUGAUUUGAAGGAUUCAAGUCCAAGUAGGAAUCAGCUUGUUCCUCCUGAUUGGUGGUUUGAGGAUGUCUCAAUCCUCAGGAUUGAUCACUUUGUUAGAGUAAUCACAGCAAUCAAAGUAAAGGGUAUGAGGUUUGAAUUGAUUGGAUCGUCUAUUAUGCAUUAUUCAUCAAAAUGGCUUCCUGGUUUGGUAACCGACGCAACAAAUGCCGGUGAUGAAGGAAGUACCAGCACUACGAGUAACACAAGCAGUGGCAGCAACAGUUGGAAAGGUGGGCUUCAUAUGAUUGUGGCUGGCAACAAGGAAGAUCACUCGGCCAUUCAGGCGAAAGAUCAACGAAUGAUCAUCGAGAGCUUGAUCAGCAUCAUUCCUCCACAGAAAGAUUGUGUCUCAUGUAGCUUCCUUCUAAAAUUGCUGAGAAUGGCAAAUAUGUUGAAAGUUGCACCAGCAUUGGUCACUGAAUUGGAGAAAAGAGUUGGAAUGCAGUUUGAACAAGCCGCACUUGUGGAUCUUUUGAUCCCAUCUUACAGCAAGAGCGAUACAAUGUAUGAUGUCGAUCUUAUUCAGAGGCUGCUUGAGCAUUUCCUAGUCCAGGAACAGACUGAGAUUUCGAGUCCAAGCCGACAAUCAUUUUCUGAUAAACAUAUGUAUGAUGGAUCUCAAAGAGGGGUUGUUCCAAAUGCCAAAAUGAGGGUGGCAAGGCUUGUUGAUAGCUAUCUAACAGAGGUAGCCAGAGACAGAAACCUUUCCUUGACAAAAUUUCAAGUACUGGCUGAAGCUCUGCCAGAAUCUGCUCGAACAUGUGACGACGGGCUUUACAGAGCUAUUGAUUCCUAUCUUAAGGCGCACCCUACGCUCACAGAGCAUGAGAGGAAGCGACUAUGCCGAGUAAUGGACUGCCAGAAGCUCUCCAUUGAUGCUUGUAUGCACGCAGCACAAAACGAAAGGCUCCCAUUACGAGUGGUGGUCCAAGUCCUGUUCUCAGAGCAAGUAAAGAUAAGCAAUGCAAUUGCCAAUUCGUCGCUAAAAGAAGCAAACGAUUCGCAAUUCCAACCACUUGUAACAAACAGAAAAACAUUGCUGGAAGCCACACCACAAUCAUUCCAAGAAGGGUGGGCAACUGCCAAGAAAGACAUUAACACACUUAAGUUUGAGCUUGAGAGUAUGAAGACCAAGUAUCUUGAACUUCAAACUGAAAUGGAGAGCUUGCAAAGACAAUGUGAGAAGGUUACCAAGCAAAAGCAAAGCUCUGCUUGGAGUAGUGGGUGGAAAAAACUGAGCAAAUUGACUAAAAUUUCAACUUUGGAAACCCCAGAAAAUGAAUCACAACAUCCAAUUAUUGCAGAACAGACUAAGAAAGUACCUAGAAGAUGGAGGAAUUCAAUAUCAUAAGAUGCAUAAGGGAUAUCACUUUCAUAUUUCAACAUUUGGGUUCUGUCUUCCUUUUUUUUCUUUUCUUUUCUUUUUUUUUUUUUCUCUUUUCCUUUUCCAUUGGGUAAGAGAAGAACACAACAGUUUACUUUCUUUUUCCCAGCAAUCAAAAUCACUUUAUGCUGGUUGGAAUAGGCUUUGAUAUAAUUCAAGUUUCCCAAAUUUGUAAUUGUUUUCUUUUCAUUUCUGAUGAGUUUUGUGCCAUUGUUUCAAAUAAUUUCUCAAGUAACUUUUGUAGAA
Molecule: messenger RNA, 2707 nt
Organism: Cucumis melo (muskmelon)
Lineage: Eukaryota; Viridiplantae; Streptophyta; Magnoliopsida; Cucurbitales; Cucurbitaceae
Product: root phototropism protein 3
Exons: 4
Coding region: 401-2428 (675 amino acids)
Molecular function (GO): protein binding
Source: RefSeq, a predicted model, not a curated record